Molecule: messenger RNA, 1938 nt
Organism: Saccharomyces cerevisiae S288C
Lineage: Eukaryota; Fungi; Ascomycota; Saccharomycetes; Saccharomycetales; Saccharomycetaceae
Gene: JEM1
Product: Jem1p
Exons: 1
Coding region: 1-1938 (645 amino acids)
Cellular component (GO): nuclear membrane; endoplasmic reticulum membrane
Source: RefSeq, marked reviewed
AUGAUACUGAUCUCGGGAUACUGUCUUUUAGUGUAUAGCGUUAUUUUGCCAGUACUGAUAUCGGCUUCUAAGUUAUGUGAUUUGGCUGAGUUACAACGAUUGAACAAGAAUUUAAAAGUAGACACUGAAUCCUUGCCAAAAUACCAAUGGAUCGCUGGGCAGUUGGAACAAAACUGCAUGACUGCGGAUCCAGCAAGUGAAAAUAUGUCAGACGUAAUUCAACUAGCCAAUCAAAUAUACUACAAAAUUGGGCUGAUCCAAUUAUCCAACGAUCAACAUCUAAGAGCUAUUAACACAUUUGAAAAAAUCGUUUUUAAUGAAACUUACAAAGGUUCUUUUGGGAAGCUGGCGGAAAAGAGGCUACAAGAGCUGUAUGUCGAUUUUGGGAUGUGGGACAAGGUGCAUCAGAAGGAUGAUCAGUAUGCGAAAUAUCUGUCCUUGAAUGAAACCAUCAGAAACAAAAUAUCAUCCAAAGACGUUUCUGUGGAGGAAGAUAUUUCUGAGCUGCUACGCAUAACGCCGUACGAUGUUAACGUCCUCUCCACGCACAUCGAUGUUCUUUUUCACAAACUAGCUGAAGAAAUUGACGUUUCGUUAGCUGCUGCUAUCAUUUUGGAUUACGAAACAAUCCUCGACAAGCAUUUGGCUAGCUUAAGCAUAGAUACAAGACUUUCGAUUCAUUAUGUCAUAUCUGUUUUACAGACCUUUGUACUUAACUCAGAUGCGUCGUUCAAUAUAAGAAAAUGCCUUUCCAUUGAUAUGGACUAUGAUAAAUGUAAAAAACUAAGCCUGACUAUUUCCAAAUUGAACAAGGUGAAUCCAUCAAAAAGACAGAUCCUGGAUCCAGCAACAUAUGCAUUUGAGAACAAAAAGUUUAGAAGUUGGGAUAGAAUUAUUGAAUUUUAUUUGAAGGAUAAGAAGCCAUUUAUUACACCAAUGAAAAUUCUUAACAAAGAUACAAACUUUAAAAACAACUACUUCUUUUUAGAGGAAAUUAUCAAACAAUUGAUAGAAGACGUUCAACUGUCGAGACCUUUGGCAAAAAAUUUAUUCGAAGAUCCCCCAAUAACCGAUGGUUUUGUCAAACCAAAAUCAUACUAUCAUACCGAUUAUCUAGUAUACAUUGAUUCCAUUCUUUGUCAGGCUUCUAGCAUGAGUCCGGACGUCAAGAGAGCUAAACUGGCUGCGCCGUUCUGUAAAAAGAGUUUGAGGCAUUCACUAACACUAGAAACAUGGAAACACUAUCAGGAUGCUAAGUCCGAGCAAAAACCUUUACCUGAGACGGUAUUGAGUGAUGUAUGGAAUUCCAAUCCUCAUUUGCUGAUGUAUAUGGUAAACUCAAUACUUAAUAAAAGUAGGUCUAAACCUCAUUCACAGUUCAAAAAGCAAUUAUAUGACCAGAUAAACAAAUUUUUCCAAGAUAACGGCCUCUCAGAGUCGACCAAUCCAUACGUGAUGAAGAACUUCCGAUUAUUACAGAAACAAUUACAAACCUAUAAAGAGCAUAAACAUCGGAAUUUCAACCAGCAAUAUUUCCAACAACAACAACAGCAGCAACAACACCAACGACAUCAAGCACCCCCAGCAGCGCCUAACUACGACCCAAAAAAGGACUAUUAUAAAAUUCUUGGAGUAUCGCCUAGUGCUAGUUCGAAAGAAAUAAGGAAAGCAUAUUUAAAUUUAACCAAAAAAUACCACCCAGACAAAAUAAAGGCCAACCAUAACGACAAACAAGAAUCAAUUCACGAAACUAUGUCACAAAUCAAUGAAGCGUACGAAACAUUAAGUGAUGACGAUAAAAGGAAGGAAUACGAUCUUUCCAGAUCAAACCCCCGCCGCAACACUUUUCCUCAGGGGCCUAGGCAAAAUAACAUGUUCAAAAAUCCAGGAAGUGGCUUCCCAUUCGGAAAUGGCUUUAAAAUGAAUUUUGGGCUUUGA